CGACGGCCCCGCGCCCCGCCGGCCCCAUGCGCGGCGGCCGCUGCUCCCGCUGGCGACGGCGGGCCGCCUCUGCAUGGCCCCGGCUGUGGACAUGACCACCGCGCCCACCGGCGUCCGCAGCGACGAGCCGCCCGCCUCCGCCUUCAGCAAGCCCGGCGGCGGCGGCGGCGUCCCCGUCCCGGCCGGCGCGGCGGCGGCGGCGGCGGCGGCGGGGAUGGGCGGGGAGGAGGAGGGCGACAAGCCCAAGGUGUCCCCGUCCCUGCUGCCGUUCAGCGUGGAGGCGCUCAUGGCCGACCGCAGGAAGCCGGGCGGCAGGGAGGCCCCGGCCGGCAGCCCCGAGGGCGCCGCGCCGCCGCUGGGCGCGGGGGCGGCCGCCCGCGCCAGCCUCAGCCCCCGCCUGGGCGCCCUGACGGCGGAGGCGCCGGCCUCCCCGCUGCCCCUCGGCGGCCACUUCUCCGUCGGGGGGCUGGUGAAGCUGCCCGAAGACGCACUUGUCAAGGCGGAGAGCCCCGAGAAGCAGGAGCGGAGCCCCUGGAUGCAGAGCCCCCGCUUCUCGCCGCCCCCGCCGAGGCGCCUGAGCCCCCCGGCCUGCACCCUGCGCAAGCACAAGACCAACAGGAAGCCGCGGACGCCCUUCACGACGGCGCAGCUGCUGGCGCUGGAGCGCAAGUUUCGGCAGAAGCAGUACCUGUCCAUCGCCGAGCGCGCCGAGUUCUCCAGCUCGCUCAGCCUCACCGAGACGCAGGUGAAGAUCUGGUUCCAGAACCGCCGCGCCAAGGCCAAGCGGCUGCAGGAGGCCGAGCUGGAGAAGCUGAAGAUGGCAGCCAAGCCGCUGCUGCCGCCCGCCGCCUUCGGCAUCUCCUUCCCGCUGGGCGGCCCGGCCGUGGCCGGCGCCUCGCUCUACGGCGCCUCCAGCCCCUUCCAGCGCGCCGGGCUGCCCGUGGCCCCCGUGGGGCUGUACACGGCGCACGUGGGAUACAGCAUGUACCACCUCACAUAGGGCCCGCCCGGCCCGGCCCCGUGCGCGCCCCCGCCCCGCGGCGCGGCCCCUCCGGCCCCCGGAGCUGCGGGAAGCCCCCGGGCUCUGCCGCCCGAGGGGGCUGCAGGACAGGACGUUUCUCUCGCCUCCCCCGCGGCGGAAGCGCGGA
Molecule: messenger RNA, 1148 nt
Organism: Dromaius novaehollandiae (emu)
Lineage: Eukaryota; Metazoa; Chordata; Aves; Casuariiformes; Dromaiidae
Gene: MSX1
Product: msh homeobox 1
Exons: 2
Coding region: 74-1000 (308 amino acids)
Biological process (GO): embryonic morphogenesis; regulation of transcription by RNA polymerase II
Cellular component (GO): nucleus
Molecular function (GO): DNA-binding transcription factor activity, RNA polymerase II-specific; RNA polymerase II transcription regulatory region sequence-specific DNA binding
Source: RefSeq, a predicted model, not a curated record